Messenger RNA from Paramecium sonneborni, 183 nucleotides. Lineage: Eukaryota; Ciliophora; Oligohymenophorea; Peniculida; Parameciidae. The record is from the annotation of a GenBank genome assembly.
AUGAACUCAGAAAUAAUUGAAGUGUGUUAACAUUAAAAAGACAAUAUUUUAGUCAAGUUGAAGAAUGGAGAAAAGAAAUGGUUUAAAUUUGAUGAGGUUCUUAAAUAAGAGCCUAAGAUGCUAGUAUAAUGGCUAGAAAAACAAGUAUUUUUCAGGGAGGUGGAAGAAGAUAAAUUAUAUUGA